GUAGCAGCCGCGGGACGGCGCCUUUGCGCGGUGUUCAUGACGUCGGUCGGUCUUCACGCGACAGUUACUUUGAUUUUAUAGACUGGUCAUACUGAUCGCUAUGACCGGAUAACUUGUCGCCCGACCGGCUCGUGCCGUAUGUCGUAUGAACUUGUUAUUAAUAUUUUUAUCAGACGGUAUCCGGAUCGCACCCGUGACGCGUGCGACGAUUUGCCAACGUGCUCGUGCAGGUUGGAACAGACACACGAGCGCGCGCACGGUAAACAAUAAACAAUAACGGCGAGCGCAGUUGUGCUUUGGUCACAGUCGCAGUGUUCUCGUGUCUCCACUUUUCGUCUUCUCCUCGGCCGGCGGUCGAAUAUCCGAUCGUGUCUGCCCUAUUGAUUUUAAUCGAUUAACUGUUGCGUAAUACGCCGUCGACGAUGUCUGCCGCGGUGAAAAUAGGAAACCAUCGGCAGAGCAGACCGGUCCGGAGGCCGAGUCACAACGGUCGCGACGACGUCGAAUUGACCAUGCGGAUUCUGUUCAACGGCCGGGAAGUUGGAAGUGUAAUUGGCAAAGGAGGCGAAACUAUAAAAAAUAUAAGAAACCUGUCUGGUGCUAGAGUUAUAAUCUCUAAUGCUUCAACUCCAGAACGUAUUGUUCUUAUCAAUGGAAAUAGAGUUACAAUUUGUAAAGCUACUGAACUUAUUGGUCAAAAAGUUGAUGAAUUUUUUGAGAGACAAAAUAGUGAAUGGAAUGGCCCAAAAUCACCUUUGACACUUAAGCUAAUUGUGCCAGCAUCUCAAUGUGGUUUCAUAAUUGGCAAAGGAGGAAAUAAAAUAAAAGAAAUCAGAGAAUCAAGUGGAGCUGCCAUAUUAGUAGCAUCGGAGAUGUUAUCUAAUUCAACUGAACGUCUAGUUUCAAUUACUGGUACUACAAGCACAAUAUCUCAUUGUGUUUAUCUAAUCUGCAAUGUACUGAUAGAUUCCCCGCCUCGUAUUGCAUCAAUCCCUUAUCAUCCAUGUAGUGUGAAUUCAGGACUUGCUACUUCUACAGUUAAUAAAGAUUAUGGAAAAGAACACAAUAUUCCUUUUACUAACAUUGCAACUCUUGGGUUAGGAACUUCGUCAACUGAAGGUAUCAAUCAAGCUGCCUUGGCUGCAUUAGCUGGAAGUCAGUUAAGAACAGCUAAUCGUCAAAACCAAAAUGUUAGUGGAGAACAUAAAAAACAAAAUGCCAAAUCAAAUAUUGAGACAAUAUCAAUGACUGUACCUAAUGACUUAAUUGGGUGCGUUAUUGGUAAAAGAGGAAGUAAAAUUGCAGACAUUCGACAAAUAAGUGGUGCUAUUGUACAUAUAUUUAAAUUUGAAGGAAAUAAUGAAAGUAAAGAGAUUGUAGAUCGCCGUAUAAAUAUUACAGGAAACAAAAAAUCUAUUUCAGUUGCCAAGUACUUAAUUGAAAUGAGUGUGGAACUGCAAAAAGCCAAUCUUGAGGAUAUAAAAUCACCCUCUAGUCCUGACAAUGGUUCCAGUUCAACUGCCUCCACUCCAACUGUGGCUCCUCAACUAUUUGCCAAGCCAGAUUCCAUUAAUACCAUAUCUAGCUUAUAUGCUUAUAUAGCCUUAUCCAGUGGUGCCAAACAAUCCUCUCCAGUACAGACCACAGGUGUCCAUCGCCCAAAAAAUUCUUUAAAAAGGAAGCGUAGUCCUUCAGGCGAAAGAAUCAAUGCAGAAAGAACAAAGUUUGCUCAUUACUGAAUGCCAAUUGAUUCCAAAUCCGCAAAUAAUUGCUGUUCAUACUCAUUUUGAUUUAUUUAUUUUUAAGUAGUUUUUUCAUUUUGUUAUUUAAUUAUUUUUAAAAAAAAAGGUUUUAAUUUUUGAGUGAAUAAAAUUCUAAAAAGCCAUUUUAUUUAAAUUUAAAAAGAUAUUUUAUUUUAUUUAUGGUUAUGUUCAAAACAAAAUCUAUGUACCUAACAAAUUUCUUGUGUAGGUAAAAUUAAUACAUUUUAACAAUUUAGUAAACCAUUUUUAUCUAUUACAUUUUAUUGUUUCCAAUUAAUAAUAUUUCACUUUUUAGUUUCCAAUCAGUACUUAGUUUUAAGUUCUUGCAUUAUAUUGUUGUAGGUAGUUCUUAUUGAUAAUAAGUAUUGUAUUCCUUAUUUUACUUCUUAAUUUUUAACAUAUUAAUAUGAAAUCCAAUAAAUAAAAUUUGCCCUGUUUA
Messenger RNA from Rhopalosiphum padi (bird cherry-oat aphid), 2202 nucleotides. RefSeq names its product poly(rC)-binding protein 3-like. Gene Ontology annotation, cellular component: nucleus; cytoplasm. Bases 423 to 1739 code for a protein of 438 amino acids. Gene Ontology annotation, molecular function: mRNA binding. Gene Ontology annotation, biological process: regulation of RNA metabolic process; regulation of gene expression. NCBI's taxonomy places the organism in Eukaryota, Metazoa, Arthropoda, Insecta, Hemiptera, Aphididae. The record is from RefSeq and is a predicted model, not a curated record. The transcript has 9 exons.